Photinus pyralis (common eastern firefly) is the source of this 1969-nucleotide messenger RNA. RefSeq names its product O-acyltransferase like protein-like. The coding region runs from base 1 to 1944 and encodes 647 amino acids. Gene Ontology annotation, molecular function: acyltransferase activity, transferring groups other than amino-acyl groups. NCBI's taxonomy places the organism in Eukaryota, Metazoa, Arthropoda, Insecta, Coleoptera, Lampyridae. The record is from RefSeq and is a predicted model, not a curated record. The transcript is spliced from 12 exons.
AUGCUCUUAGUUUUAAUAACCCUGCUCAUCGUAACUGCAAGGGUUGCUGAAACCAGCUAUUUAAGCGAACGAUUCGCCGUUCUCUCUUCGCCGCAUGUGUUCUCCAAGUCCCUUCUGUCGUAUUUAUCCCAGAAACGCGACUUAUCGCACCGUUGCCGGGAUGAGUUGAAGGAUUUCGCAACGAGCCUUCAAUCAGGGAGGCAAUGGGCGCUCAACAUGUACGACGCAAAUGGGAAGUUACCCGCUGGUGCAAUGGAAGGAAAUUUGAUUGAGUUGGGGUCAUUUGAUGAGUGCUUGCGAAUUGCGCGUACCAACAACCAUGGCUUAACUGGAAAGUACUGUUUGGGAUCGCUGUACGUUCCAAGUCGAUAUGUCAAUAAUGUAACCAUAAGGCUGGUGUAUUGGACUUUAGACACCAACAAAAUGGAAUUCGGGGUUUGCUUUCCGGAUUCGUGUUUGGCCGUCGAUUUUGAAAGGAUCGCGAAAGGAAUGGGACUAAACAUGACGUUAACGGAAGGAGCCUGCCAGACGAGGGAAACCCGACCUAGGAUUACAGCGGGGGCCUACGUAACUCUAGCACUUGCGUGCGCUCUUCUACUUCUGAUUGUCGCCUCGACGAUAUACGAGCUCUGUUUGAAAGCCGACUCGCAUUGGGCGCUAAAGUCAUUUUCGCUGUGGACGAAUGGAAAACUAAUUUUUAGAGUUAGCAAAUCCAGCGCUAGUGAUAUUGCGUGCUUGAAUGGCAUUCGAGUAAUUGCUAUGACCAUGGUAAUCUUAGUGCACACCGGCACAUUUCACCUUGGAAAAGCCACCAGAAAUUCCUACUAUUUCUCUUCAUACUGGAUACAUCAAUCAAUAGAUGGACCCUUAUUGACAUUACCCUUUGGAGUCGACUUAUUUUUUCUAAUUUCUGGAUGCUUGGUUGCAUACAAUUUUUUACGAAGAAAGCUUAAAAGUGAGGAAUUCAACAUUCCCUCGUACUACAUCGAAAGGUACCUGAGGCUUACACCGGCAGUCUUGGCUGUUAUGUUGUUUACACUAACAUGGUUUGGCUAUAUUGGAUCUGGGCCGUUAUGGUAUCGGACGGAUGACGUUAUUGGACCGUGCCAAACACAUUGGUGGUCAUGCCUGCUAUACAUUCAAAAUUAUCAAUCAGCUAUAUGCAUUCCACAGUCUUGGUACCUUUCGGUGGAUUUCCAGAUGUAUGUACUCUCUCCUUUGCUGCUACUCCCUCUAGCGCGAUGGAGAAGAGAAACUAUGGUGGCCACGGUCGCUUUGGUUCUAAUUUCCAUGGCAACCACAUUCGUAAUGGCUUGGACAUAUAAAUUGUGCGCCGAAGAUCAAUGCGGAGACGAAGCAACUUUCGCAAAACACUUCUACACCUUUCUACCUACAAGGGCCUCGUCAUGGUUGAUGGGAUUUUUACUGGGUUGCCUCAUGUUCAAGGUGAAAGAGGAAGAACUACCUAUCAUGGAAAAGAGGAUAGCGAUACCGCUUAUGAUCUUAGCAUUACUUGUCUACGUCGCGACCACUUUUGGAGGUAGUCACGUGGUUAUUUCGGAGUAUGACAGAUAUGAGAACACGUUUUCUUUGACAUUACUUCGACCGACAAUGCUACUGUCAGUUGGAUGUAUAAUAUACCUUUGCGAAAUUGGACGCGGAGGCAUUGUCACCAGUUUUCUAACAAAUCCAGUAUUCGUGGUAGUUUCAAGGCUAACUUACAGCACAUAUCUGGUGCACUUCCACGUAAUGGAGUACCAUAUGGAUACCGCUCGAGUUGGUUCGUACAUUAGCAACUACACGCUCUUGGUUAACGACUUCGCCGGUAUACUUCUCCUUUCGCUUCUUCUAGGUUUGGUCCUGUCUUUGUCAGUAGAACUACCUGCGCAACAUUUCGUCAGUUUUCUAAUAAAAGGAUCAAGAAAGAAGCCUUUAGUUAAAUGAUAACGAUUGUAAAAUUAAUAAUUAU